Messenger RNA from Ophidiomyces ophidiicola, 1128 nucleotides. RefSeq names its product UV excision repair protein rad23 (gene RAD23). The record is from RefSeq and is a predicted model, not a curated record. Gene Ontology annotation, biological process: proteasome-mediated ubiquitin-dependent protein catabolic process; nucleotide-excision repair. Bases 1 to 1128 code for a protein of 375 amino acids. The transcript is spliced from 7 exons. Gene Ontology annotation, molecular function: ubiquitin binding; proteasome binding; damaged DNA binding. Lineage: Eukaryota; Fungi; Ascomycota; Eurotiomycetes; Onygenales; Onygenaceae. Gene Ontology annotation, cellular component: nucleoplasm; cytosol.
AUGAAGCUAUCUUUUAGGGAUUUAAAGCAGCAGAAGUUUACUAUGGAAGCUGAGCCUUCGGAGACGAUCGGCCAGCUGAAAGAGAAGAUUGCUCAAGAAAAAGGAUGGGAAGCCUCCCAACAGCGACUAAUUUACUCUGGCAAAAUUCUUCAAGAUUCAAACACGAUUGAAUCAUACAAUAUUGAAGAGAAAGGAUUCAUAGUUUGCAUGGUAUCUAAGCCCAAGGCCACCCCGUCCACCGCUGCUGGUCCUGCACAGCCCCCGGUUACUCCAGCCCCUGCCCGAACAUCAACCCCCUCUGCUCCAUCUGCUCCCGCGCCCGCUACGAGUGCUUCAUCCGCCCCCCCUGCAACGCCCUCACCCGCGACGGGCCCAGCCUUCAAUGACCCAUCUGCUCUCUUGAUGGGCCCUCAGAGCGAAGCAGCCGUUCAGCAAAUGGAAGCUAUGGGCUUUCCAAGAACAGAUAUUGACCGGGCGAUGCGUGCUGCAUUUUUCAAUCCUGACCGGGCUAUCGAAUAUCUGCUAAAUGGAAUACCGGAACAAGCUGAACGGGAGGCUGCUGCUCGCCAACAAGCUCGCGCCGCUCCACCGGCUGCAGCUGCCUCAACUACAUCCAAUCAACCUGCUGUGGGGACCGACGCAGAUGAGCCAGUGAAUCUUUUUGAGGCUGCUGCUCAGGCCGCCCAAGGUGGCACUGCACGCGGCAGUCGGUCUGGUGGUGCUGGUUUAGGGGGAGCUGCUGGGGGUGACGCUCUAAGUAAUCUCGAUUUUCUGCGAAGUAACCCCCACUUCCAGCAGUUGCGCCAACUGGUGCAACAGCAGCCACAGAUGCUUGAGCCUAUUCUCCAACAAGUCGGUGCCGGGAAUCCCCAGCUUGCUCAGCUUAUUGGCCAAAAUCAAGAACAGUUCUUGCAGCUACUGAGUGAAGACAUCGAUGACGAUUCACAACUUCCCCCUGGUGCGCAUACAAUUAGUGUCACUGAGGACGAGAGAGAUGCAAUCGAAAGACUUUGCCGAUUAGGUUUCUCGAGAGACGCCGUUAUUCAGGCCUAUUUUGCCUGCGAUAAGAAUGAAGAACUUGCUGCAAAUUUCCUUUUCGAACAGCCUGAUGAGGAGGGCGAAAAUUAA